Messenger RNA from Biomphalaria glabrata, 4138 nucleotides. RefSeq lists its product as uncharacterized. Lineage: Eukaryota; Metazoa; Mollusca; Gastropoda; Planorbidae. The transcript has 4 exons. The record is from RefSeq and is a predicted model, not a curated record. The coding region runs from base 366 to 1244 and encodes 292 amino acids.
AAAAAGCCAAUGGACUUCUUGGAAAUCGAGAUAAGAAGUUAAAUUUAGAAGCAAGCGCCAUAACUGUGUUGAACUUGUCAAUUCUUGGUAUCAGUUCUUCGAAGUGUUCAUGCAUAAAUUCACGAAACGCUGUAGAUAUGUGUAGCUCUGAUCUCGCUAAUUUUUUUCUUUCAUGCGAAUCUUUUACAUUGGUCACGAAAUCUACACGCUUUUUGUGAUCACAAGUCUGCCAUUCAGUGUUAUAGAUACAACGUGUGUUGAACCCUCAUUGAUUUCACAACCCAGCGGCAAAUCGUCACGAUGAUACAUAGCGCUGACGGGGGGCCGAGGCUUUCUUCCCUGGAGUCGAGGUGACGUCCCUGACGAUGUCCUGCAGGUCUGACGCCUGGCUGUGGAUCUUCAGGACCGGCGUCGGCCUCAUUCUGCUGGCCAGCCUUCUCUUCCUCAUUGGGUUUGCCACUAACAACUGGUCCAGCCAGAGCGGAAUUAAAUUUGGAUUAUGGGAAACGUGUUCUGGGUUGCAGUGUAGCAGUCUAGUCGGAGAUGUACCAGCCUAUCUUGGUGCCACCCAGGGGUUUCAAAUCAUUGCCCUAGCAAUGUACACCCUAUCGCCUAUCGUCCACUUCUUUGUCUUUAUGGGUGUCAAGCCAGGAGAUGGCCCCAAGUCUAGGAUCUUUGAUGUUGGAUACAGCAUUGGAGUUGUAUUUCAUCUGUGUAGUGUUCUCAUCUUCGGCCUUGAGGUGCCUCAUCCCGACACCAUCUCCUGGUCAUUCAACAUGUCAGCAGCCUCUGUGGGGCUGGCAGCGGUUGGAAUUGUGCUGGCCAUCGUCUCCAGAAAGAAAGCGUUGCGCAAGUUUACCUUGUUUUCGAAACAAAAUAGAAUGGUGACGCCUCUGCCCAACGACAGCGCUAGCGUGGGCGGAUCAUCCAGUGGGACCCACCACAGCCACACGCCUGUAAAGCAUGAUAAAACGUUUGGCCCAGCAGACAGGCAUCCCAGACACAGCCCCGACUCAUUUCCUUCAAAUUCUGCCUCUAGCGUGCCGUCUACGUCUUACGCCCACCAACCAACAAGAUUACACCAACAACAUUUGCAGCCGCCAGAGGCUUUUCCUCGCAGAACAGAACUCAACCCUUCUUCGGCUUUAGCACCUAUCUCUUUGGGACCGAUUCGAGGUACAGUGCCUAGCGCUCCACCGAUUGAGGAGCCUCCCACGUAUGAUGAAGCAAUGUCUCAAAGUUGAUAAACCAAUACGUUUAGAAGGUUUAAAAAUGUUGCCUUGAUUUUUAAAUGGUUUAAAUAUUGAAGAAAAAUUUGACCUCUCCUGAAACACAAACGAUAACAAAAACAAAAACAGUGUAUUAUCAAACAUAAGUGAACUUUUGUGACCCUAGAUCCACCUUAGGCAGACCCUACUUCCACUACAGCCAAACAUAACCAACACCCUGUACGGCAGUGCUGAACAACUGAAGAAAACAGCACACUUUUUUUUCCUUGGCACAGUCUGCAAAAGAGCUCACAGCUCAGCAGCACUAAAGCUGGCUAGAAGAAGAAGCAGAAGUGACCCUAGAUUGGAACUAACACGUCUGACUGUGUAUCCCAGUCACAUUAUAUUAGUGUUAGUCUAAAAAAGUUGCUAUACUUUUGAAGUUUCGAUACUGUAAAAUUAUUAAGACAAGUUUUCAUGUUUAAUACACAAAAUAACAUUGUGUUCAUUUUCUAAAAAAAUAAGUUAUUGAUCUAGCCUGAUAAAGUCUUGUAUAUGACAGAUUAAUCGUUCAGCUGAGGUCAAGAAUGUACGAUCUGAUCCCUUUGUGGUGCUUUGUGUAAAGUUCUGUCCAUUCUAGUUUUUAUUUAACUAUAUAAGUUUAAUUGCAUUGUGUGUAAAGUUCUGGCCAUUCUAGUUUUUAUUUAACUAUAUAAGUUUAAUUGCAUUGUGUGUAAAGUUCUGGCCAUUCUAGUUUUUAUUUAACUAUAUAAGUUUAAUUGCAUUGUGUGUAAAGUUCUGGCCAUUCUAGUUUUUAUUUAACUAUAUAAGUUUAAUUGCAUUGUGUGUAAAGUUCUGGCCAUUCUAGUUUUUAUUUAACUAUAUAAGUUUAAUUGCAUUGUGUGUAAAGUUCUGGCCAUUCUAGUUUUUAUUUAAUUACAUGAGUUCCAUUUUUUUUAUUACCUGCCAUAAAUGUCUAAUAGUUAACAGCGAGAAAUAUAAAAAUAUGGGUGUUAAAAAAACAUUAGGCAAGUAUGAUCUAGAAUAAGUUAUAGACAUAUUGAGAAUCAUUUUUUGUUCUAUUUGAAUAUAUAUAUAUAAUAACUUUGAGAUGUUUUCAUUAGUAUUAUAAUUAUUUAUAAAGAUCCACACCUAUUGUUUGUUUCAAUCUGAAUUGUUUGCAAAAUAUUUUACAUAAUGCAGGCCUUAUAUCUUUUAUAAUGUUGCUUCAUUACAAGAAUUGUCAGAAUGUUUAGAUCUAUAUAAAUAUUUUCUAAAAACAUGUGAAACAUUUUACCAGCUAUUUUUACCCUUUUUAAACGAAGAAAUGAGAUGGGACACAUUGUUGUCGCUAGAAACAUUGAUGCAUAAUCUCGUAUGAUCCAUCUAAGAUCCUGAUAUGAUUUAUAACAAGGAUUAAAUAUCAGAUUUUGAGAAUCAUUUCUUUCACUACUUAAUACCUAACACAUGUGGGUUGUUUAUCUUGAAUACAGUGCAUGCAAACUAUUCUAUAAGUAUUUUUCGGUCCAAUUUUUGUCUCCCUUGAAAGAAUGAAAAAAUCCUUUAUAAUAGAGAAGAAACCAAGUGAGAACAAAAUCUGGGGAGAUUUAAGUGUUUCUGGGUUUUCUUCAGCCUUCUUUAUUUUAUACAUGAACUUAAUUGGGUUUUUAUCACCGUUUUAAGCAGCGUUAUCAACAAAAAUGUUAAACAAAACACUUUUUCUUGAUACACAUUAACCUAUGCCAUUCUAAGCAGGUUGUAUCAACAAAAAUGUUAUACAAAACACUUUUUCUUGAUACACAUUAACCUAUGCCAUUCUAAGCAGGUUGUAUCAACAAAAAUGUUAUACAAAACACUUUUUCUUGAUACACAUUAACCUAUGCCAUUCUAAGCAGAUUGUAUUUUAUUUUAAAAAUAAUGUAGACUACAUUUUGAAAUAGAUGCUUAUGUUGUUUUUUUGAUAUUUUAUGAGUCUUCGUGAUUCUCAUUAAAAACGACGUAUUCUGUUAAAUGCCAAAGCUACAAAGCAUUAUUCGAAGAAGUUGUCAUUCACUGGCGACAUAAAUAAUCCCUUAUUACAGCUGUGAGUUGACUGCAGUGCAUGAGAUGGUGAGAAAGUCUAAAGUGAAAAAUUGCAAUAUGUAUGCUACAGUGGUGUGUUGAAAUACAAUUAGUUCGCACUAUUGCAAUAUGUAUGCAACAGUGGUGUGUUGAUAUACAAUUAGUUCGCACUAUUGCAAUAUGUAUGCAACAGUGGUGUGUUGAUAUACAAUUAGUUCGCACUAUUGCAAUAUGUAUGCAACAGUGGUGUGUUGAUAUACAAUUAGUUCGCAUUAUUGCAAUAUGUAUGCAACAGUGGUGUGUUGAUAUACAAUUAGUUCGCAUUAUUGCAAUAUGUAUGCAACAGUGGUGUGUUGAUAUACAAUUAGUUCGCAUUAUUGCAAUAUGUAUGCAACAGUGGUGUGUUGAUAUACAAUUAGUUCGCACUAUUGCAAUAUGUAUGCAACAGUGGUGUGUUGAUAUCCAAGGAGUUCGCAAUGAUUUAGAUCUUAAUUAUUCUGCUCCGAAGUGGUGCAUACUUUCUAUUGUACAGUAUAUAACAAGUAAAAUUGAAUGAUUAUUGUUAUUUGUUAAUUCCAUUGCUCAACACAUGUAUAGGCUUCUAAGGGUCUGUUGAAGAAAAGACCACUUCUAUAAGUUAUGAAAUAUAGAUACAACUAGUGUUUCAUGUAGGCUACUAUUAUAUACAUAUUUGCUUUGAAAUGUACCAUUUACUUUGUCUGUGCUAAAUUCUAUUAGCUAAGUUUAUCUGUGCAGAUUGUAUUUUGGGCGUCUCUGUUACUUUAUUCAUCAAUUUGUUUCCAAGACUUGAUUUAUUUCUUAGUAUUACUUUGGGAAUAAACAUUCUGCAGUAAAUAUGAACAACAUUA